AUGAUGUCUAUACAGAACGCUCCGAUAAUAAGCAAUCCGGUAAAACGAAGGUACUCGGAUGACGAAAAUACCAAACGGCGGAAGUUGAAUACCGAAGAGAGCGCUGAAGAAGAGGAGAUGUCACAAGACCCCUCAGAUUCGAAUUUUUCUGAUGCGCUUUCUGCACAACUUCAGCUGCCAAAAGGGAAUCCUGAAGCAAUUUCACCAGAGAAACUCAUUCAGCUACUGCGGGUUCUCACUGGGGAGAUUUCUAGACUGGAUAAUAAGGCAAGCGUGAGUUUCGUGCAAGCGAUCCUUAAAAUUGACUGGUUCGAGUAUGAUAGUGACGAAUUCUCUCGGGUCUACUCUACUUUUCUUACUGUAUUGGUGUCUGGUAUACCGAAAUGGUGGAAUGAAGUGGCCAGCAUGCUUAUUGGAGAUUUCUCGCGGCAGGAGGGUCUUGAGGUUCACCAUUUUACAUUGAAAUAUAUUAUUCAUGUGAUCCCGACCUCCACGAACUCCAUUCCAAGCAUUUUAAAAAGGCAGUUUCCUCAUAAGACGGCUGCCAAAAAUGACCUGGUAAAUUAUACGAAGAACCUACUAUAUCUUUUGACAUACUGCGAUCAGAUUCGCCUUGCCGUUUGGCAACUGAUUGUGGAAAACUGCAUUAAAUUGGACGUUGAGCUUCAAAAUGAAAUCGAAGAACUGGACGAUGACGAUUUGGAGGAGGCUUUGAACAGUGACGAUGAAGACGAGGAGCUUGAGUUGGAGCCAGAGAACCUCCACAACGAAUCGAGCGACGAGGAAGAGUUCAUGGACGAAGAGGAGUAUCAUAUUGAUAUCCAGAAAGUCAGCAAUCUGUCAUCCAAGUUGGAUGCUGUCAUGCGCACGCUUAUGGACUCUACAGCUCCACUUUUCAAAGACGAUGUUUCCUCAGGCAUAAGUCUUUUCAAUACCCUGGCCACGCUGUUCAAAUCACACGUCCUGCCUACACAUUACACACGUUGUAUUCAAUACCUGAUGUUCUAUAUUGCUCAGCAACACCCAGAUCUUACAGACUCGUUUUUGGUGAUGUUGAUUGACAUCGUGUUCAACUUGAACGAGAUCGGAUCCAACAGGGUCAAGGCCAUGCAAUACGUCUCUUCAUUUAUUGCAAGAGCAAAGAGUCUUUCGAAGCAACAACUGGUAUUUGUGAUGAAAUACCUGACGUCGUGGUGUUCGGUCUUUGUUGCCGAACGUGAGAAUGAAAUUUCAAAUGGACAAGGAGGAAUGGAAAGAUUCAAGAUUCUUUAUUGUGUUUUCCAAGGACUUCUAUAUAUCUUCUGCUUCCGUCACAAGGACUUGAAGAACGAGAACGAUGAAUGGGAAUUGAAUCUGGAUAAGUUUUUCAAUAAGCUUAUUAUUUCUGGAUUCAAUCCAUUAAAGUACUGCAAUGAGACUGUUGUUUUGAUUUUUGCUCGCCUGGCUCAGCAAGUCGACUUGUGCUACUGUUUUUCGAUCAUCGAGCGCAACAAGAGAGAAAGACUGAAUGGAAUCAAAAACAUGCAAUCUGGAGCUGCUUUCGAAAGCAAGCAGGAGUUCUUGGACCUGGAGGCCUACUUCCCAUUCGAUCCGCUGAUUCUCAAACGAUGCAAAGAGCUUAUCGAGGAGCAGUAUGUGGAAUGGGAGAGCAUUGAUGACAGUGAAAGUGAGUAA
Molecule: messenger RNA, 1674 nt
Organism: Ogataea philodendri
Lineage: Eukaryota; Fungi; Ascomycota; Pichiomycetes; Pichiales; Pichiaceae
Exons: 2
Coding region: 1-1674 (557 amino acids)
Biological process (GO): transcription initiation at RNA polymerase I promoter
Cellular component (GO): nucleus
Molecular function (GO): RNA polymerase I general transcription initiation factor activity; RNA polymerase I core binding
Source: RefSeq, a predicted model, not a curated record